GACUAAUAGUGGUCUUUUUCCACCUCUCUAGAUAUCAAAAUGAGUUCCAUGCUGACCAGCGCCAUCAGAAACCUCCCUGCUUCCUCAGCAUGGGCUGCCAGGGUCUUUGCUCGAUCGCUCAGCUGCUCUUCACAGCUACAAGCUGCAGCAGUCCAGCCUAAGAGUAAGAAGACCUUAGCCAAAAGUGGUGUGAAGAAUAUUGUUGUGGUAGAGGGCGUCCGUAUUCCAUUUUUGCAGUCUGGCACCUCGUAUGCGGAUCUUAUGCCACACGACUUGGCAAGAGCAGCGUUGCAGGGCCUGCUGAGCCCGACCAGUGUCCCAAGGGAUGUUGUUGAUUACAUCGUUUAUGGCACAGUGAUCCAGGAGGUGAAAACGAGUAAUGUUGCCAGAGAGGCUGCCUUGGGAGCAGGUUUCUCUGACAAAACUCCAGCCCAUACAGUCACCAUGGCUUGCAUUUCUUCAAACCAGGCUAUGACCACAGGCGUGGGUAUGAUUGCAGCUGGACAGUGCGAUGUCGUCGUAGCAGGGGGUGUGGAGUUAAUGUCAGACGUUCCCAUUCGUCACAGUAGGAAGAUGAGGAAGACUAUGCUCACUCUUAACCGAGCCAAGACCUUGGGCCAAAAGCUCUCCCUGAUUUCCAAAAUUCGCCCUGACUACUUUGCUCCUGAGCUCCCAGCUGUGGCAGAGUUCUCCACCAGCGAGACUAUGGGGCACUCUGCCGAUCGUUUGGCUGCUGCCUUUGCCGUUUCCCGUGUGGAGCAAGAUGAGUACGCCCUCCGCUCACACACGCUAGCCAAGAAAGCCCAGGACGGAGGCUUGCUGCUUGAUGUGGUACCCUUCAAAGUGCCAGGCAAAGAUACAGUUACCAAAGAUAACGGGAUCCGUCCUUCCUCAAUGGAGCAGAUGGGCAAGCUGAAGCCAGCUUUUGUCAAACCCUACGGAACUGUCACAGCUGCCAACUCCUCCUUCCUGACGGAUGGUGCUUCGGCAAUUCUGCUCAUGUCUGAGGAGAAGGCUCUGGCAAUGGGAUACAAACCGAAGGCCUACCUAAGGGACUUUGUCUACGUGUCCCAGGAUCCAAAGGACCAACUGCUGCUGGGUCCAACGUACGCUACUCCCAAAGUGCUAGAGAAGGCUGGUCUAACCAUGGCUGAUAUCGACGUGUUUGAAUUCCACGAAGCUUUUGCUGGGCAGAUACUGGCUAACCUGAAAGCUAUGGAUUCAGACUGGUUUGGACAAAACUACAUGGGCAGAAAGUCAAAGGUCGGAGCCCCUCCUCUGGAGAAGUUCAAUACCUGGGGCGGCUCCCUCUCGCUGGGCCAUCCCUUCGGUGCCACGGGCUGCCGUCUAGUAAUUACUGCUGCCCAUAGAUUGAAGAAGGAGGGAGGACAAUACGGCCUGGUUGCUGCCUGUGCUGCAGGAGGGCAGGUAAUGAUGCCGUGCGGCUGGCACUGUUCCCUCGGGAGCGGGGCAGGGAUUACGUUUCUGCUCCUCUCGGUGCUGUGAAAUCCUGCCCAGUGACCCCAGGCGUGGGGGCACCUGGGGAGUCCCGAGGCGCUGGGUGUUGAUGACGCCCUCCGGCUCGGCCGGCGGCCUCCUUGUCACAGCUCAGCUCAGCGAGCUCCCUCUGCCCCGUCCUCUUCUGAGGCGCUCUGGCCCAGGCUCAGAAUCAUCCCUAGGGAACGGCGACUGCAGCCCGAAUGGGAACAGAAGGGAAGGAGAGAUUCCUGCCGUGUUCUGAGGGUUCCGUUUGGUGACUCUCAAAGACUUCCCAAAUUGUGGUUUGUGAGCAUCACUCUUCUCAUCUUGGGAAGAACGCUCUUCACAAGACGAGUGGGGGUGAGACUCUUCCUACGGCUGUCGAGGCCGUGGACGGGAGCCCUGGUUCAGGCUGCGGUGGCUGGUGGCAGUUCCGUGGGGACCUCGCAGGGCUGGUGGCCCUCUGAGGGCGCGGGUCCUGGCCUUGACUCCUCCCCGAAUUCCUAGUUUGGCCCUCAGGAGCGCCUGGUGCCUCGGUCAGGGUGGGCUCUGCUGCCUUGGCCAGCCCGAAGCGCAUCUGCCCUCUCCUGAAGCCAUCGAACCCCUGUCCCCAGAAUCCUCUUGGUGAAUCAGCUCUGGAUUUUCAUCUCCCCGCUUAUUGUAAGGCGGUGGGAGCCGGGCGUCUCCCGUUGAGCGCGUGUCUGCAGCAGCGAGCCCUUUCGGUGACCGCUCCCUCUCUCCCCCUCUCUCCUUCCAGGGCCACGCCAUGAUAGUGGAGCUUUACCCUCAGUAACGGGACACGGGCCUGCUGGGCGGGCGCGCGUACCUCCCGUGCCUGGCAGCGCCGUCCCGGGGCACUAACAAAAGCAUACACGCCGUCCUUCUCGGCAGGGAUUUUCGGUGGCCUUUGUCGAUCCUUUUUAGCUACUCAGCUGGUGAUUUUCAACCAACGGACGCGCUCUAGGCAAUACCCCACUUCCAGGAGAGUAAAAGUGAACGUGGCUCGUAGUCUCCCCGGGGUCCUUGUAAUCGUUCCCGGAGAAGAGGGAUGAUUCCAAAGCUGUGUGCAGAGAAUUAAGUUUGGAGAUAAGGAACGCGUAAAGCACUGGAGGUCGGUGGGCUGAGAGGGGAGUUCAUGUCCCCUCGUGGGGGAGUCGCAGCCGUUUUCGGAAUUGGGUUCAAACCGAGCCGGCCGACCUGGUUUGUGAGGAGGAAGUUUGCUGCACGAUGUCCAAAGAGCAUUGGAACUGGCAAACUGCUUCUGACAAAUGCGUGCUUGCUGAUGUUAGCCACAAUAAA
Egretta garzetta (little egret) is the source of this 2778-nucleotide messenger RNA. RefSeq names its product hydroxyacyl-CoA dehydrogenase trifunctional multienzyme complex subunit beta (gene HADHB). The coding region runs from base 40 to 1506 and encodes 488 amino acids. Lineage: Eukaryota; Metazoa; Chordata; Aves; Pelecaniformes; Ardeidae. The record is from RefSeq and is a predicted model, not a curated record. Gene Ontology annotation, molecular function: acyltransferase activity, transferring groups other than amino-acyl groups. Gene Ontology annotation, biological process: fatty acid beta-oxidation. The transcript has 14 exons.